ACUAUUAUGCGAUUUUGGGUGUCAGCAAAGACGCAACAAGUAGAGAGAUUAAGAAAAAAUAUAAACAAUUAUCAAAGAAAUAUCACCCUGACAAGAACCCUGGUGAUAAAGAAGCUGAGCAGAAGUUUGUACAAUUGGCCCAAGCUUAUGAAGUAUUAUCAGAUGAUGAGCAACGUGCAACGUAUGAUCGAUAUGGUGAAGAAGGACUCAAAGGGAACGCCCAAGAAUUUCAUAAUCCAUUUGACAUAUUCGAAAGAUUUUUUGGUGGAGGUCGUCACUCUCGCACUGAUCCUGAAGAAACAAAAGGACCUCCUAUAAAGCAUGACGUGGACGUCCAAUUAAAAGAAUUGUAUCUCGGGAAAGACAUUAAUGUUGAUGUGUCGAAGCAGACUCUAUGCACACAUUGUGGUGGAAAUGGUGCCAGAUCGGCUGAUGAUAUAGUGAUCUGUUCAGCUUGCGGCGGACGUGGGGUUAAGCUAGUUACUCAAAAAAUGGGAGGAGGUGGUAUCCUACAAAUGCAAACAACAUGUGAUGUGUGUGAAGGAAGAGGGAAAACCAUAAAAGCAAAAUGCCCUCAUUGUAAAGGAAAAAAAGUUCAACGGAUGAACGAAGUGCUCACAAUCGUCGUCGAGAAGGGAAUGUCUGAUGGAGAGGAAAUUACAAUGGAAAAGGAAGGGGAUGAAGCACCAGAAACUGUCCCAGGGGAUAUAAUAUUUACAUUAAGGAUGGUGCCCGAUCCUGUAUUCACUCGUAAAGGAGAUGAUCUGUAUACUGAGAAAACGAUCACAUUGUUAGAGUCAUUGGUAGGAUUUGAAUCAUAUAUCACACAUCUAGAUGGAAGGAAAAUACAUGUACGACGGAAUGCAGUCACUCCCUGUGAUUUCGUGGAAAAAUUAAAAGGCGAAGGGAUGCCUAAACGUAAGAGCAAGAAUCAGAAGGGUGAUUUAUAUAUCCAAUUUUCUGUGGAUUUUCCAAAAGCCGUGAAUGCAACUGUCAAAGAAGAAUUAAAAAAAUAUUUUAAACCAAGCGAACAUAUGAAAGAAAAAAAACAUGACGAAUUAUAA
Molecule: messenger RNA, 1064 nt
Organism: Paraglomus occultum
Lineage: Eukaryota; Fungi; Glomeromycota; Glomeromycetes; Paraglomerales; Paraglomeraceae
Source: the annotation of a GenBank genome assembly